AUGACUGUACAAAACUACCGCGAGGUUGCAGCCAUCGCGCAAAACCGUCGCAACACCAAAAUAGCUGCGUACUAUAACCCACCGGAAGCCGAUGAAGCUUCAUUACCAGACAAUCUCACCGAGUAUGCACUCAAUUCGGGUUACUACACACCUGAAGAGCGGACCAUCAUAGAGACGGAGGCAGAGACUAUACUCCAAAAUAUCGCCAACAGGGAAUGGACCUCACUCAAGGUUACAAAAGCUUUCUGCAAGGCCUCAUCAUACGCGCAGAAACUCACCAAUUGUAUCACCGAGGUUCUCUAUGAUGAAGCAUAUGAGCGUGCCCAAUACCUUGAUGACUACUUCGUCAAGAAUGGCAGGACUAUUGGGCCAUUACAUGGGCUGCCAAUAUCGUUAAAGGAUUGUUUCAUUGUACCGCCUCAUCCGGCUUCAAUUGGAAUGUCGAACUGGGCAAACGAGGCAACAGACAAGGAACAGGUCAUUAUGACUAUGCUGCGAGAGCUUGGAGCCGUCUUUUACGUCAAGACUAAUACCCCGACAGCCAUGAAGAUGGCGGAGACAAUCAAUCAUGUGUGGGGUGAGACACGAAAUGCUCUUCAUAAGCGUCUCACACCUGGAGGUUCUUCUGGUGGAGAAGGCUCCCUUAUAUCCUUUAAGGGAUCACCUCUAGGAGUCGGUACCGACAUUGGCGGCAGCAUCAGAAUCCCGGCUGCUCAGGGUUUCCAGUACGGCCUAAAGCCUUCCGUUGGCAGGUUUCCUGCCUAUGGCGGUAAGACCGGUGUAACUGGACAGGAGUUUCUUGUGGCGGUUAAUGGUCCAAUGUCAAGGUCAUUAAAGUCACUCCAGAUCUACUCGGAAGCUCUACUUUCGGAGCACUCUGCGCCGUGGACCCGUGAUUACAAAUGCGUACCGCUCCCAUGGAGAAAAAACGUUAUCCAGCCACCAGGGAGAAAGUUGCGACUUGGUCUAAUCGGCAACAACGAUGGAUCUGUUCACUGUCAUCCACCGGUAGAACGUGCGCUGGAUUCCACCGCUCAGAAGCUCAAGGCUGCUGGACAUACUAUAAUUCCAUGGACGCCGAAACACCAUGAUGUUAUUACCAAAAAUUUGGUGGAAGCAUUUUUCAAGCUCGGUGGUGCCGCUAUCAUCAAUGACAUUAAGCCAUACGGAGAGCCUAUCUUCCCGUCCAUGAAAGCCUAUGAGGUUGCCGCAGAGGCUGAAGAAGUCGGCGUUACUGAAAUUCGUGAAAUGAUUCUCAAGCGGGACGAGCUACAGCAAGCAUACCUAGAGUACUGGAUGACUGGAGCACCAGACGGCCAGCCUCUAGAUGGUAUCGUUAUGGCAACCGCCCCUCAUGCGGCGCCUCGACUACAAGGUACGCAAAAUGAUCUAUAUAUUGGUUACACAGGGCUGUGGAACUAUAUUGUCAUAGACUUUUCUGUCUGCACCUUCCCUGUACUUUUUGCCGAUAAGGUGCAGGACAAAUCUCGAGAUAUGAAGUCUUUUAGACCACUGUCGGAACUUGACGGCAGGAUUCAGGCAGACUACGACGCAGAGUUCUAUCAUGGGGCUCCUGUUUCGCUACAGUGCGUAGGAAAGCGGUUAGAGGAAGAGAAGGUCCUCGAGAUGACGGGACUGAUUGAACAGGCUCUGAAGGCUUAG
Exophiala aquamarina CBS 119918 is the source of this 1662-nucleotide messenger RNA. RefSeq lists its product as uncharacterized. The record is from RefSeq and is a predicted model, not a curated record. The coding region runs from base 1 to 1662 and encodes 553 amino acids. Lineage: Eukaryota; Fungi; Ascomycota; Eurotiomycetes; Chaetothyriales; Herpotrichiellaceae. The transcript has 2 exons.